AUAGCACCAGAGAGAGAAGGAGAACUUGCGGAAAAGAUGGAGAUGAAGAUGAGCUGUGUGUGUUUGGUGCUGGGGCUGGUCCUGCUGAUGACCAUCUCCUCAGACGCUGAACCUCAUGGUGCUGGCCAUCCUGUUCAGUGCUGUUUCAGCUUUACCAAUAUUAAAAUUCCACCCAACCUAAUCAUAAAAGUUGAAAAAACACCUUCUGAAUGCCCAAAGCCAGGCUACGUGGUUACUACGCCCAAGAACAAGUUCUGCAAGCACGAAAUAAAUGGAUUGGCAUCUUGAAUGAAGACUGGAUUUCAGUGCUGCAGCUUAUAUGUAACCCAAAUGCAACAUCCAAAGUGCUUGGAAAGUUGAGAUGCUCCUAUAUUUACCUUACAUUGCUCCUAUAUUUGCAUAUGUAUUUCCUUACAUUACAUUACAUUGUUUUAAUGAAUUCAUGUAUUCCUUUCUUUCAAUACUAUCAAUGCUUUUUAAUGCUGUGGAUCCAAAUAACGCAAUAAAAUGAUG
Colossoma macropomum (tambaqui) is the source of this 513-nucleotide messenger RNA. Its product is annotated as C-C motif chemokine 3-like. NCBI's taxonomy places the organism in Eukaryota, Metazoa, Chordata, Actinopteri, Characiformes, Serrasalmidae. The transcript has 3 exons. Gene Ontology annotation, molecular function: chemokine activity. Gene Ontology annotation, biological process: immune response. The record is from RefSeq and is a predicted model, not a curated record. The coding region runs from base 37 to 288 and encodes 83 amino acids. Gene Ontology annotation, cellular component: extracellular region.